GCCCAUAUAUAACAAACCUAGCUAAAGUUUAUUCCAAAAACUCUUGCCAAGUAGUAGUUUUUUACAAUUUGUCUGAAAAACGCAAAAUCUCUCUCAGUGAUUUUUCGAGUAUUCUCAGGCCGCACCGAUUCACCGAUUCGGCCCUACUUCGAUUUCAGGUUUAUGUUUUGCCAAGAGAUAUCCGACAUUUGAGCUGGCCAUAUUUAUGGUUGCCAAUUUGGCUAGUUGACAACAUUUUACUCCUUCUCACAUGGUUUGUUCUUGGAAACAUAGAGAAAUACGGUCUGGAGAGGCCAUUAGUUGGGCCUUUGGAACAACAGAAUACACAAGGAAAACUCCCGGUUCUAGACACUGGUGCCAGGAACAUUGGAUACAAAAAUUAGAUCACGACCAUUUGUAAACUUAACCCAAAAUGGCAUAUAACAUGGGUCCAAUUGCCAUGGGUAAAUUCAAAAGCCCAAGUAUCAAGUCUACUUGAUCUGCUUCUGCUUCCUCUCCUCACAUAGAUAGUCCUUCCACAAACAAUGAUUCUUAGAACUAAACCCCAACAAUAUAAUAUCUCCCGCUUUUUCACCAUUGAAGCAACAAAGCAAGCUUUCAAUAAUCAACAACAACAAGAAUGUUCUCCCAUCACUCAACAACUCUUAUUACUCUUGAAAAAAUGCAUUACAAUCAAACAAGUCCAACAAAUCCAUACCCAAAUGUCAAUUUACUCUAUAAACAAAGCCAACUAUUUGCUCUCAAAAAUUAUAGACCUCAAAAAUUACGAUUAUGCCGCUCUUCUUUUCUCACAUAUUAAUAGUCCCAAUGAGUAUGCAUUUAACAUAAUGAUAAGAGGGUUAACUACAACAUGGCAAAACUUUGAUCUUUCUUUAGAAUUUUACUACAAAAUGAAGUCUUUGAGUUUGAAAACUGAUAAUUUCACUUACCCUUUUGUGUUUAUGUGUUGUGGGAGUCUUUUAGCUAUAAAACUUGGUAGGUUAGCUCAUUGUGAGGUGUUGAAAAAUGGGUUGUUUGUGGAUUUUCAUGUUGGUCAUUCUUUGAUUACUAUGUAUUCACGUUUUGGGGAAAUGGGUUAUGCAAGGAAGGUGUUUGAUGAAAUGUCGCAAAGAGAUUUGGUUUCGUGGAACUCAAUGAUUUCAGGGUAUGCUCAAAGGGGCUGGUCGAGGGAGGCGGUGGAAUUGUUUAAGGAAAUGAGGAAUGAAGGGUUUGAACCUGAUGAGAGGAGUCUAGUGAGUGUUCUUGGGGCAUGUGGGGAUUUGGGGGAUGUGAGUUUGGGGAAAUGGGUGGAGGAGUAUGUUGUGGGGAAGAGAAUGGAGAUGAAUUCUUUUAUAGGUUCAGCUUUGAUUAACAUGUAUGGCAAAUGUGGAGAUUUGGUUUCUGCUAGAAGGAUCUUUGAUGGCAUCAGGAAGAAAGACGCCAUCACUUGGAAUGCAAUGAUUUCAGGGUAUGCACAAAAUGGGUUUUCGGAUGAAACAAUCUCUUUGUUCAAUGCCAUGAAGGAGGCAGCAGUUAACCCAAAUAAUAUCACGCUGGUAAGUGUUCUAUCUGCAUGUGCUUCAAUUGGAGCCCUGGAUGUUGGAAAAAGCAUCGAUGACUAUGCAUCAAGAAGAGGUAUAAAGUAUGAUAUAUAUGUAGCUACGGCCUUAAUUGAUAUGUAUGCAAAAUCUGGCAAUCUGGAUGUUGCGUAUAAAAUUUUUGAAAGCAUGCCUAGAAAAAAUGAAGUCUCUUGGAAUGCAAUGAUUUCUGCUCUUGCCUUUCAUGGAAGAGCACAAGAAGCAUUAUCCCUAUUUAACCGCAUGUCACUCGAGAGUAGUGAUGCCCGCCCAGAUGAUGUCUCGUUUGUUGGAGUACUUUCGGCAUGUGUACAUGCUGGAUUGGUUGAUGAAGGUAAGCACCUCUUUGAUAUAAUGAAUUCAUCUUUUGGAUUGAUUCCAAAAGUUGAACAUUACUCUUGCAUGGUUGAUCUUUUGUCUCGUGCUGGUCGUGUAUACGAGGCAUGGGACUUUAUUGAGAUGAUGCCUCAAAAGCCAGAUGAAAUUUUACUUGGUGCAUUGCUUGGUGCCUGUCAAAAGCUCAAAAAUAUUGAUGUUGGGGAACGAGUGAUGCAGCUACUUCUUGAGAUGGAACCAUCAAAUUCGGGUAAUUAUAUAAUAUCAUCAAAGAUAUAUGCAAAUCUCCGAAGGUGGGAUGAUUCAGCAAGGUUGAGACAACUAAUGAGACAGAGAGGUGUGACUAAAAUUCCAGGCUGUAGCUGGAUCGAGAUGGAUUCUCAACUUGUUGAAUUUCGUGCUGGUGAUUUGUCACAUUUACUUGCAGAUGGGAUUCAAGAGGCUCUAGACUUGUUGUACGAGGAGAUGGCCAUAGAAGGUUACAUUCCAAAUGUGAAGCUUGAGUAGAAAGUAUGUAACUUUUCAGCAUGGAUUGUUGGAUAGGCCACCGGGUACCUUUAUGAUCAUCAUGAGCUCUUGAACUGAAUGCAUGGUCAGUUUUUUGGCUUCAGUAAUCGGCAGACUUCCGUGUGAAUACUUGCCAGGAUCCUUCUGUGCCUGCUUCGCCUUCGAAACCAAAUAGAAGCUAUAAAUACGGGCACCAGAAAUGGUAACUGGACAAAGCAAUUUCACUAAAUGAUCAAGCAAGAACAGUUCAAUCCAGCCAUGCCGAAUGCAUAUUAAGAUUCUUCUCAAAUGCAACCAAAGUAUACAUAAUUUGCUGGACAAUAUAGAAACUUGCCCCUCGGUUGCUUGAUUCUUUUUGCUGUAAACAAAGAGUGAAAGUUCUGGAAAUUCUAGACAUUAGUGCAUUACAUAUUGCUCUCCCCCUCCAACACCCCCUGAGGCAUUUCUCCCUGCAAGGUUUCCAGUUGAACUUUCUGAAUUUUGAUGAAAACAUGUAUAAGUCGAAGCUGCAGUUAAGCAAGCCAUGACCAUCUAUACUACUGGUGCACCAGGUGAUAUACUCAUUUUCCUGAUUGAUCAGGACGAGAUUGAAGCAGCCUGUUAUGCACUUUCAGAGCGGAUGGAACAACUUAUCUCAUCAAUAAAGCAACCAGUGCCCAAGCUGUUAAUUUUUCCUGUAUACUCUCAAUUGCCUGCUGAUCUGCGAGCACGAAUUUUCCAGAAGGGCUCGCAAAUGCAUUGUUGCUACUAAUAUUAUUGAGACAUCCUUGAUCAUCAAUGGAAUUUUCCAUGUCAUUGAUACAGGCUAUAGUAAAAUGAAGGUGUACAAUCCACGUACGGGUAUGGAUGCUCUGCAAGUGUUGCCCAUUAGUCUAGCUUCCGCUGACCAACGUGCUAGUCUAGCUGGUAGAACUGGCCCAGGGACUUGUUACAGACUUUAUACAGAGAAUGCUUAUAAGAAUGAAAUGCUGCAAAGCACUGUGCCAGAGAUUCAACAGACAAAUCUUGAGUAUGUGAUUUUGUUUCUCAAGUGUCUCGGAAUUCAGAACGUGUUAGAUUUUGGAUUUUAUGGAUCCACCUUCUCAAGAUAACAUCGUUAACUCCAUGUAUCAGUUGUGGGUUCUAGGUGCACUUAACAAUGUUGGGGACUUGACGGAACUUGGAUGGCAAAUGGUGGAGUUUCCAUUGGACCCUCCCCUUGCUAAAUUGCUCUUGAUGGGGGAACAAUUCGAAUGCUUAAAUGACGUUCUGACAAUUGUUUCUAUGCUUUCAGUGCCUUCGGUAUUCUUUAGACCUAAGGAUAGGGAAGAGGAAAGUGAUGCUGCUAGGGAAAUGUUUGUUGUGCCAGAAUCUGAUCACCUUACUUUAGUUAAUGUUUACGAGCAAUGGAAAGUGAAUGAAUACAUGGGAGACUUUUUACAGGUCAAAGGUUUGCGCAGGGCUAGAGAUAUAAGAUCCCAAUUGCUGGAUAUCCUCAAGAAACUCGAAUUUCACUAUCUUACAAUUUAUGCUAUAAACUUUUUCUCUUCUCAUGCCUUGAAUCUAUGGUUGUUUAAGUUUGUUUGAAUAUUUAGCUCUAAGUGUGCGUGUCAUUAUCUUACAAUUUAUGCGAUAGGCCUUUUUCAUGGCUUGAAUAUGUAACCUCUUCAACCACAAGCAACAACUCUUUCGUUACACCAA
Capsicum annuum is the source of this 4079-nucleotide messenger RNA. Its product is annotated as pentatricopeptide repeat-containing protein At2g34400. Gene Ontology annotation, biological process: RNA modification. Gene Ontology annotation, molecular function: protein binding; RNA binding. The transcript is spliced from 5 exons. The record is from RefSeq and is a predicted model, not a curated record. Gene Ontology annotation, cellular component: intracellular membrane-bounded organelle. Lineage: Eukaryota; Viridiplantae; Streptophyta; Magnoliopsida; Solanales; Solanaceae. Bases 525 to 2399 code for a protein of 624 amino acids.